AUGGAGAGGAAGAGCUCGGGGUACUGUGAGGCUCCAAAGAAACGGGGCCUGUCCUUCUCCAUCGAGGACAUCUUAAAGAGGCCGGCUGAGAGGAGCGAUGUGGUCAGGCCAGAAGGGACAAGUGGAUGGGGCACCAGGCAGGCAGCAGCUGCAGAUUUCAGGCCAGAGAGACCCCCGCAGGACCAGUCCCAAGAGGGGAAGAAGGGUAAGCGGAGGAUCCGAACCACCUUCACCACAGAGCAGCUGCAGGAGCUGGAGAAGAUCUUCCACUUCACUCACUACCCUGAUGUCCACGUCCGCAACCAGCUGGCAGCCAGGAUCAACCUCCCAGAAGCUCGUGUGCAGAUCUGGUUCCAGAAUCAGCGAGCCAAGUGGCGGAAGCAGGAGAAGACAAACAGCGUUGGGGCUUCGCAACCGCUGAGUGAGGCCGGCUUGGCCCCGCCCACAAACCCGGACGUGGCCGGCCCCACGCUGCCACACCCUGCACAGCCCAGGCUGCUUCCUCUCACGGGGUGCUGUCCACCAGCUCAAAGUCAACUGACCUCUGCCUGGCUCCCCGCCCAGAUCACCCUCCUCCCAUGCCACCCAUGGAAGACACAGCCUCUGCCAGCCCCUCUCAUCAUCCAGCAGACCUGCAUCCCUACACUCUGCUUGUUCCCACCUCCGCACCCCAGAGGAGGCAGCAUCUCUACCAUCUCCAUAACAGAGACUGGACAUCCUCUCCUGCGUGGAGCCUCUCUCCUCUCCAGGUUACUUCGGAUUCAGCAGCAAGGUGACCAGUAGAGGAAGCUCUCCUCUCUCCUGGCCAGUGUGGCCCUCCUGCUUCAGGCAACAGAUGUGAGGUCUCAGGAUGAGACCUGGAAGGAGAUUGCCCUCUUGAACCUGUGUUUCCUUUAUGUGGUUAUGUGACCUCCAGCCAGUCGCUCACCGCUCUGGACUUCAUCUUGUAACACAGGCUGUUGCACAGAUGACUCCUGACCACCCUUCUGGCCCUUACCUUGGUGAGAUGAACCGUGGUGAGAACAGCACAGAGAAGGCCAAGGAGGGGUUGUCUGUUCACUCACUUGUAAGACACUUAUUAAACACCUACUGAGUGCCUCA
Molecule: messenger RNA, 1101 nt
Organism: Odocoileus virginianus texanus
Lineage: Eukaryota; Metazoa; Chordata; Mammalia; Artiodactyla; Cervidae
Gene: ISX
Product: intestine specific homeobox
Biological process (GO): regulation of transcription by RNA polymerase II
Molecular function (GO): DNA-binding transcription factor activity, RNA polymerase II-specific; RNA polymerase II transcription regulatory region sequence-specific DNA binding
Source: RefSeq, a predicted model, not a curated record